GAGCCACUGGCUUCCUUAGACUUCUCCGUCCAUAAAUUAUAGCCAGAGGCACUAAUUUGUUGUCUCAGGUAACAUCUAUAUCGUUUUGAACUGUGUUGGUUUCCUCAAGUGCUUCUUCUCAGCAUUGCUUUGUCAUUCGAAAUGAGUUUCUCAGGUGCUGCACUUGGUUCAGGCAGAAUUUUAGGAAGGGCGGUGGAGUUUGGGAAAACUCAUGUGGUUAGGCCCAAAGGGAAACACCAAGCUACUAUUGUCUGGCUACAUGGUCUUGGCGACAAUGGCUCCAGCUGGUCCCAGCUUUUGGAGACCCUUCCCCUUCCAAAUAUCAAAUGGAUAUGCCCAACUGCUCCUUCUCAACCAAUAAGUUUGUUUGGUGGUUUUCCCUCCACAGCUUGGUUUGAUGUUGUGGGCAUCAAUGAAGAUGGACCUGAUGAUGUAGAAGGGCUGGAUAUGGCUGCUGCACAUGUUGCAAAUUUGUUGUCAAAUGAGCCUGCUGACAUUAAAUUAGGUGUUGGAGGGUUCAGCAUGGGUGCGGGGACGUCUCUAUAUUCUGCGACAUGUUUUGCUCUCGGUAAAUAUGGAAAUGGCAAUCCUUAUCCUAUCAAUUUAAGCGCAGCCAUAGGCUUAAGCGGGUGGCUUCCUUGUGCCAAGACACUGGCUGGCAAACUUGAAGAGGAACAAAUCAAGAACCGAGCUGCAUCGUUACCUAUUUUAGUUUGUCAUGGAAAAGGUGAUGAUGUGGUACCGUUCAAGUUUGGGGAGAAAUCUUCACAGGCCUUGAUAUCAAACGGGUUUAAGAAGACGACUUUCAAAGCGUACAGUGAACUUGGUCACUACACUAUCCCACAGGAGAUGGAUGAGUUGUGCGCGUGGUUAACAUCCAACCUCGGCCUCCAAGGUUGAAAAGGCUUUUUCAAUCAUGUCACUUUCUUAUGAAAUACUCUUGAGAGUUCCACUGAUUUGGAUUGGAUUCUUUGUCACUUUAAUAUGUAUACAUUGACACAUUUUAGUUUUUUUUUUUUUUUU
This is a messenger RNA of Eruca vesicaria subsp. sativa (arugula), 1023 nucleotides long. The record is from the annotation of a GenBank genome assembly. Lineage: Eukaryota; Viridiplantae; Streptophyta; Magnoliopsida; Brassicales; Brassicaceae.